Molecule: messenger RNA, 6253 nt
Organism: Marmota monax (woodchuck)
Lineage: Eukaryota; Metazoa; Chordata; Mammalia; Rodentia; Sciuridae
Gene: Tdrd12
Product: tudor domain containing 12
Exons: 31
Coding region: 169-4098 (1309 amino acids)
Biological process (GO): germ-line stem cell division; transposable element silencing
Molecular function (GO): ATP binding; nucleic acid binding
Source: RefSeq, a predicted model, not a curated record
GCACAUAAUUGAGAAUUAAUUACAUAUUGUUGCUUACACACUUUGGUAUUUACAUUUGGUCUGACUAUUUAAGACAAAAGUACUUGUUAAGAAUUUGUUAGAUCACUUAUGUUGGAAAUAGUUAUCAUGUUUGUAAGAUUUAUCAUUUUAUGGUUCUACUUUUAAAUCAUGUAUUGUCUUUUAACCAUUUUACAGAUUGAAGAUCCAGGUUGCUUCUGGGUUAUUAUAAAAGGAUGUAGUCCCUUUUUAGAUCAUGAAGUAGACUACCAAAAACUAAAUACUGCCAUGAAUGACUUUUAUAACAGCAUGUGUCAAGAUAUAGAAAUAAAGCCAUUAAUAUUGGAAGAAGGGCAGGUUUGUGUGGUUUAUUGUCAGGAACUAAAGUGCUGGUGCAGGGCUGUUAUUAAGUCAAUCAUAUCUUCAGCAGACCAUUACCUGGCAGAGUGUUUCCUUGUGGAUUUUGCCAAAUACAUUCCAGUAAAAUCUAAAAACAUCCGGGUUGCAGUAGAAUCUUUUAUGCAGCUUCCCUAUAGAGCAAAAAAAUUCAGACUGUAUUGCACAAAACCUGUUACAUUACACAUUGACUUCUGUGAAGACAAUGCUGAAAUUGUCCCUGCCAAAAAGUGGGAUAGUGCAGCAAUCCAGUACUUUCAGAACAUUCUAAAAGCAACUACCCAGGUGGAAGCCAAAUUAUGUGCUGUGGAAGAAGAUACUUUUGAGGUCUACCUUUAUGUAACAAUAAAAAAUGAAAAAGUUUGUGUGAACGAUGAUCUGGUUGCAAAGAACUUCGCUUGCUAUGUAUCUCCCACAGAGAAGAAAAACCUUGAUGCUUUAGAGAAGCCAAGGUUGGAUAUAAAGUCAGCUUCUUUCUCCAGUAAACUCAAUCCAGCCCUUACUCUUUGGCCAAUGCUAUUGCAAGGAAAAGAUUUUCAAGGAAUGAAAAAGUCACAUGAUUUAGAUUUUCUGGCACAAUCUCUCCAGCAUACCUGGUGCAAGGGUGUUGUCAGUGACCUACGGUCAACUGCUACAAUACUGGAUAGAACUGAAAAAUAUAAUAGGGAUUCUAUGAGAGACUCACCUAAAAAGAAAUCUGAAAAGAAGCAGCAGUGCAUCUCUUUAAAAGAUGUAAAUAAGUGUGUGGAAUCUUCAGCAUGCUGGCCAACGAAAAGAGGCAUAACCAUAUAUGCUGAUCCAGAUAUCCCAACAGCAAGUUCUUUAAGUCAGAAGCCAAAUGAGAAACCACUUAGAUUGGCUGAGAAGAAAGAAUAUGAUGAGAAGAAUGGCUGUGUGAAAUUACUGCAGUUUUUAAAUCCUGAUCCUUUGAGAGCUGAUGGAAUCUCUGAUCUGCAGCAGUUGCAGAAGUUGAAGUCAGGCAUGCAGCAGCCUGUCAUGGUGCUCCGGAACAGGAUUGAUCCCUGUCUGACCAUCGACACGUCACCACUGUCUGCAGACCUGAAAAAGGCUCUUCAAAGAAAUAAGUUCCCGGGACCCAGUCACACUGAAUCUUACUCUUGGCCUCCCAUAGCACGUGGCUGUGAUGUGGUUGUCAUUUCUCACUGUGGAAAUGACCCUUUGUUGUACCUCCCACCGUUGCUUACAAUUUUGCAAACGGGGGGCUGCUACAAGUCAUUACCAAGUAGAAACGGACCUCUUGCAGUCAUCGUGUGCCCAGGAUGGAAAAAGGCCCAACUUAUUUUUGAAUUACUGGGCGACUAUAGCAUGUCCUCCAGGCCUCAUCAUCCUGUGUUAUUAACAAUUGGACUUCACAAAGAUGAAGCCAAAAACAUGAAGCUUCCAAGGGGGUGCGAUGUGAUUGUCACAACACCACAUAGCCUCCUGAGACUUCUCACAUACCAAAGCUUGUUAUUUCUUAGACUUUGUCAUCUGGUGUUGGAUGAGGUGGAAGUGUUAUUCCUUGAAGCUAAUGAGCAGAUGUUUGCUAUAUUAGAUAACUUUAAAAAAAACGUUGAAGUUGAAGAAAGGGAAUCUGCACCACAUCAGAUCAUUGCGGUUGGCAUUCAUUGGAGCAGACAUAUAGAACAUCUAAUCAGAGAGUUCAUGAAUGAUCCCUACAUUGUGAUUACAGCCCCAGAGGAGGCUGCUCUCUAUGGCAACGUCCAACAGGUCGUGCAUCUUUGCCUAGAAUGUGAAAAAACCUCAACUUUACUCCAAGUUCUUGAUUUCACUCCAAGUCAGGCACAAAAGACCUUGAUCUUUACUUGCUCUGUAGCUGAAACAGAAAUAGUGUGUAAGGUAGUAGAAAGCAAUUCAAUAUUUUGCUUGAAAAUGCAUAAAGAAAUGGUUUUUAACUUAAAAAGUGUUUUAGAACAUUGGAAGAAGAAAUUAAGUUCUGGCUCCCAUAUUGUAUUAGCCUUAACUGACGAUUGCAUACCACUCUUGGCCAUCACUGAUGCCACGUGUGUAAUUCACUUCAGCUUCCCUUCCUCACCAAAGAUAUUUGGUGGACGCCUAUACUGCAUGUCAGAUCAUUUUCAGAGUUUAACUGAACAGGGUUCUCCUGCAGAGCAGGGAGAUAAGAAAACCAAAUCUGUCCUAUUGCUAACGGAGAGAAAUGCGAGCCAUGCAGUUGGUGUUCUGCGCUACUUGGAGAGAGCAGAUGCCAAAAUCCCAUCAGAGCUGUAUGAGUUCACCGCAGGGGUCCUAGAAGCCAAAGAAGACAAAAAAGCCAGAAGACCUCUUUGUUCAUAUCUUAAGGCUUUUGGAUUUUGCAAAGACAAAAGGAUCUGUCCUGACAGACACCAUAUUAAUCCAGAAAUAGAUAAGCCAAGGAAAUUAUCCAACCAAGCUCUACCAAUGUUUGGAUACAUUAAAAUAAUACCUUUUUAUAUUUCAAAUGCAACAAAUUACUUCGGUCGUAUAAUUGAUAAACAUGUGGAUCUUUAUGCAAUUCUCAAUGCUGAAAUGAAUGAGUAUUUUAAAGAUUCCAGUAAUAAAACGACUGUCAAAAAGGUGGAAAAUUUUGGAUUGUAUGGACUAGAAGAAAAAACACUUUUUUACAGGGUCCAGGUGUUGGAGAUGAGCCAAAAAGAAGACACUUGGGUCCUGGAUAAUAUCCUUAUAAAAUUCAUAGAUGAAGGCAGGACUGGACUUACCACAAGAAACCAGCUGUUGCAUCUCCCAGAAAAUUUCCAUACUCUUCCUCCUCAGGCCGUGGAGUUUAUUGUAUGUAGAGUGAAACCUGCUGAUGGUGAAAUUGAGUGGAAUCCAAAGGUUACCAGGUACAUUCAUCAUAAAAUUAUUGGAAAAUUGCAUGAUGCAAAAGUGGUACUGGCUUUGGGAAACACAGUUUGGAUUGAUCCGAUGGUACAUGUUACAAAACUUUCAAAUUUGAAAACUUCUGUCAUUGAUUAUAAUGUUCGAGCUGAAAUUUUGUCUAUGGGAAUGGGCAUUGACAAUUCGGAACACAUAGAACAACUGAAAAAAUUAUACAAAGGAGCUAAAAUGCCAAAUUUUGAAGCACACAUAAGCCAACCUCAGACACCUCCAUUAGUAGAAAAUGCUGCUUGUCUGCAGGACACACAGCAAGAGGACAGGAAUGCAGAAAAAGGAGCUGGCUCUGAGUUGAACUCGGAGAACCUAAAGCCCGACACUUUAUCUGAAGACACAGGAGCUGCUUCUGUUAGCAAAAGUGCACAGCCACACCUGAAAAGCUUUCACCCACAAGUAAAGUGGUUCCAAAAAGAAGAUGUCGUCAUCUUGAAAAUAAGAAUAAGGAAUGUAAAUGAUUACAAAUGUAAAUACUUCAGAGAUAGAGUCAUUUUCAGUGCCUGGGUGGGAGACAAAUUUUACUUGGCUGAUAUGGAGCUGCAGGCCAACAUAAGAAAAGAUGAAUGCAAGUGUGUAAUUAAAAAUGAGGAGCCUGUAAUCACACUUGCAAAAGAGAAAAGGGAAUCCUGGUGUAACUUACUCAAACAGAGGAAUCCUAAUGUGGCAUUUGACUUUGAUCACUGGGAAGAAUGUGAGGAAGACAGCCCUUUCUCCAAGAUCAUAAAUUCUAAAAACCUGUCCUGCAAAGUGGCAGAGGUGGUUGAAAACAGUGACAUCACUUCGGAGGAUGACGGAAGUGAGAGUGAAUGAGAAUGUGAAGUAAAUCCAGAAGAAUGGCCGGAAGACUUUGAACAAAAACAUUGCUAAGUGACUGGACUUUAAGAAAACAAGCAGUCAUAGCCAAACCUUUUUGUGCCUGAAGGAUAAAUUAUUACUAAGUGUCAUCUUGUGGCAGUGGAUCGGUACUGGUGAGAAUUCUUAGUUGACUUAACAAUAGGUUAAAAAUUAUGAGAUUGUCGAAGGUGGUGGAAGCAGGAUCUGGAGUCAGAAGCAGAACCCAGAUUGUACAAGAGUCUGCUUCACUGCCUCUAAUAACUCAUCCAGACAUAUACAAAUUUGAACAAGCACAAACCGUGACAUUUGAGAUUUGAAUCUCACCAUAUGCAGUUAGUACUUUUUUUUUUUUUUUUUUUGGUACUAGGGAUUGAACCCAGGGACUCUUAACCACUAAGCCACAUCCCCAGCCCUUUUUAAUUUUUAUUUUUGAGACAGGGUCUUACUAAGUUGCUUAGGGCCUUGCUAAGUUGCUGAGGCUGGCUUUAAACUUGUAAUCCUCCUGCCUCAGCCUCCUGAGCCACUGGGAUUACAGGCGUGCACAACCACGCCUGGCUUUAGUCCACUUCUUUUUUCAUUUAGGCAUUUGGUGGUACAUUGCUUAAAACCCAGUGUUAGGCAUAUGAGACUUCCAUUUUACAAAUAAAUUCAUGUUCAACAACUGCUUAACAGAGCCCUUCAAGUUUGAUUGAAUUAGUCAGGAUUCGCCAUCACUGUGUACGGGUACUAAAACUUUCAGUAUUCUCCAGAUCUUGAUAGCUUCCAAGCAAGUUGAUUUUUUUCCCCAAGACAGUAUGGGAUUGCCUUAGGAAGACCAGAAGACUCAGGGCUUUCUGGAUGUGUCAGUGCUGGUUCUAAAUUGCCCCCUUGGACUUGCAGAGUCCAGGGCAAAUGGGACAAAGUUUUCUUUUUUGGACACUUAAAAGGGACCUUUGCAGUAUCUGGGAGUAACUAUGAGAACACCUGGAUGAAGUGAGCCCUGAAAACUUUCAUGACUUGAUCCUUUUGAAAGGUUGUGGCACCUAGGGUUACCAGCUUCUUGGGAGGAGUAUGUAUAGUCACUGCCACUUAGAUGUAGGAGGCCAGGAGGCAUAGUUGUAGAAUACCCUGCAUGCUUUGUUCAUUUUAAAAAGUUGGGGAGGUGAGCUGUUGGGAAAUUUUAAAUCCUGUCCCUCAAUAUCAGUUUUUCAGUUUAUCCAAGAAGUGGGAAAAAACAUUGAUAGAACAUGACUGUUGAGUGACUGCCCCAAGACCUUUAUUCUUUUUUUUUUUUUUAAACCAGAAGCACAGAUGCCCAAGCUUAUGUACAUCCUCCGUUUAAGCUACUGCUUGAACUGAAGGUAAAUUCUCUCAUCAAGCCAUCCCAUGAGCAGGAUUCUGGCUCUCACUUUUCUCAUCUGUAAAAUAAAAUGCUGAGAUCAUUGCAUAGCCUCCCCUUGCCACAGAGCAUGCCCAGAGUGCUGUUGGGGCAGGCCAUCUUUUUUGUCCAGGGAUUCUGUGAUGGGCACCAACCACUGCACUACAGUCAGAGGAUGAGGUCCAGCCUGAAGAGCUUCCAGGAGCCUGUCCUUGCUGCUGCUAUGACUCUCAUGGUUGGCUGCCAGCUAUCAAAUUGGCCCGUGAAUGAGAUGGCUACAUUGGGCAGGCUCUUCAGGAAGCAAAAAGAUCUGGUGUCUUCUGGCAAGGUUCUACUUUGGUGCUCAUCCUUGUUAGUGUCAGUUUCUGUAGGUUCAGGUAUGCCCCUGCUGAGGGAGGGCUUGGGGCAGUGCCUGCACCUCCAGAGAGCAUCCCGUGGGUACCCACUGGCUGCCCAUCCUCUGUGCUUAGCUGUGUGUAGUCUUUUGUGAACAAUAAUGGCAGGAUCUAGAGCUAUAGAAGGUUGCUUCCCAGUGUUGAUGGCAGGUCCUAUGUCAGGACACGGUGCCAGUUCUUUUCACAGUUCACCAGUAGCUCAGUAGGAAUAUUGAGGGAGAAGGGCUGUAUGUUUAAGUCUCAACUUCUUGUUUCAGACAUUCAAUGUUGCUAAUAUUUGAAGCUCUGAACAAUAUUUCAAUGGACAUAGGAUGCUGACUAUGUAAAGGAUUCAUAAUUGUUUUUCUGUACUGCUAUUAAAAUGUACUGAUUUCUGAAA